AUCCCGGACAAAGAUAGCAACUAGGGGGGAGUGUGGCACGCGCGCUGUGGUGGUGGGAUUUAUGCUCUCUCUCUCUCUCUCUCUCUCUCUGCAAGACAAAGCAGCUAACCUCUUGAGGUGGUGCUGCAAUUUUGCAGCACGAUGUUAAUAAUGCCUGUUGACUCUGAAGUAAGCCCUACUAACUAAAACGGGGCUCACUCCCACGUAAGUGCGAGCGGGGCUUUUGACUGCAGCCUUUGAGGGUUGGUUUAGAGGUGCAAUCCUAACCCUGUCGCCUCGGAAGUUGAGUUCAGUGAGGCUUGCUCCCAGGUAAACGGGGUUAGAAUUGCAGUCUUAGGCUGAGUGCCGCUGUCGGCGCUCAGUGCCCCCGUUGGAAAAGGAAGAGGAAUAUUAACCAGCCUCGGUUCCUAACAAAAGAGGGGGGGAAAUGUUAACUAGUAAAUGCAUAUGCAUAUUAGACACAUAGUGGGGUGCCCUUUCUUAAGUAAUGCCAAGAGGAGAGAGUUUUCAAGGAUAUCUGCGGGUCGCAUUUGAAGGCCAGUCCUUUUACGAUAUUCUUGCAAUUUACCCCUUUUGAACUCCUCUUGGUAGUUCUUAACAGUAUAAUCCUAAACAUGUCUACUGAUUACCUUACUUGAGUUUAAUGGGACUUAUUCUCUGAUAAGUGUGUAUAGGAUUGCAGUUUGAGCGAAUGAGGUAUUUGUUCUACUGGGGGGGGAGAACAGAUCGUUAUUAUACACAUAUUGCCUUUGGAUCCUGCCCUUCCUUCAAAGGCCUCAUAUGGAAGGGAGCUUAAUCCAUUUUGCAUUCACAACAACCCUGGGAGGGUGGUUAGACUGACAGAUACUCGGCAUCAUAACUGAGUAGAUUUGAACCUAGAGCUCACCAGCCACAGAGGUCUGUCAGGUUCCCAUUUCUGCCCCCCAGGGCGUGUGUGUGUGUAUCCUUCAUGCUGCCAUUUUUUAUAUAUGCUCCGGAGUCCUGUGGUUUCCUUGGGGCAUCUUGCUAUGGAGAGUGUACGUUGGGCAUUUUCCUAUCGCGCCUGGGUCCCUUGCCGUGAGGAUUGGUUGCUGGCUAUGCGCCUCAUACAGCCUGAAGAGAGAGAGCGUGUUGGACAGUUUGUCUUCGGCCGGGAUGCCAAGGCUGCUAUGGCUGGUCGUUUGCUGAUAAGAAAAUUAAUUGCAGAAAAACUAAAGAUUCCUUGGAAUGAAAUAAAGUUACAAAGGACUUCAAAAGGGAAACCUGUCCUUGCAAAUGUCUUAAGCAGCACCCAUUCCAGUUUCAGCUUUAAUGUCUCUCAUCAAGGGAAUUAUGCUGUUCUUGCAGCUGAGCCUGACUCUCAAGUUGGCAUUGACGUUAUGGAGACCAGCAUGCCAGGAAGUGGUUCGAUUCCUGACUUCUUUCGUAUUAUGAAACGGCAGUUUACGGAGGAAGAGUGGAGAGUAAUCAUGUCCAUGAAUAAUGAAUGGCUUCAGUUAGAGAUGUUUCAUAGGCAUUGGGCAUUAAAAGAGAGUUUUAUAAAGGCCAUUGGUGUUGGAAUAGGUUUUGACCUUCAAAGGAUUGAAUUUAAUGUAUCCCCAGUGAAGCUGGAAGUAGGGAAAACAUAUAACGAGACAAUUAUGCUCUUGGAUGGCGAAGAAGAAAAGGAAUGGACUUUAGAGGAAACCCGGCUAGACGAUUGUCACCGUGUUGCAGUUGCUCUGGGAAAACCAAGAGAGAAGCCUGCUGUGGUGCUUUCUACUGAUGUGACCCGGACUGCAUUUACAACACUGACUUUUGAUGAUUUAGUUGCCUCUGCUGUGCCUCUUGCACCUGAAGACCCUUCCUACUGGGAUAACUUUUGUUCGAAGCGGGACUCGCCAGCACGCCAGGGUUCUAAUCCAAGAUAAGAGAGGCUGUAUUUGCAAGGAAAGAAGUUGAAAGCAUUCACAAGGGCCACCUGCUGCUCCUUGGCGAACAGUUAAUUUGUGUGUUUGGAGUGGGGAUGUAGAAGCUUUUUGUGUUCUAGUAUUUUGACUAUUUUGUAUGGUAUGAUUACAUUUUUAAUCAGCCUUUGCCAGGAAGGCAGGUUUUAGAAGAGAAAAGCUGUAGAAAAGCUGCUCUUUGGCUGAGUGCAUACAAUUAGGCUGCUGAGUCUUUUUCUUUAUUUUUGUUUAUUUUAUCCAUUUUAUUUUUUUCAAAUAUAACAUGAGGGGGGGAGAGAUUGUCAGUUGGCUUUAACAAUAAAAAAUAUCCCAUCAGUCCCAACUUAAACAUAUAAAUUAAUAUAGUCGGCAUCAGUAUGCUUCUGAAUACCAGUGGCUGGAAACCGCUGGUAGGGAGAGUGCUUUUGCACUCAGGUCCUGCCUUUGGGCUUCCCAUUGCUGCAUCUGGCUGGCCACUGUGAGAACAGGAUGCUGGACUAGAUGGGCCAUUGGCUUGAUCUAGCAGAUCUAACUCUGUUACAUUCUUCUGGUGCAUUCCUCUCUUUCCCCAAGCACCUCCUGUAAUGUUUGCCAUGAGUUCAUCACACCUGUGACUGUUUAUGCAAUGACCUGGUCCAUGUAAUAUCUCCCCGCCCCACUUUGAAGACACACAUCAUACAAAUUGAGCAGUCACACAUUCAAUAAUACCCAAGAAGUCCCUGUGUAGUUACAGUAGGUGCAUAAGGGGAAAGAGUAUGUGCCUGCUCUUCUACUAGACGAAAGGGCAUACGUCAAGUAGUCAAUUAAAGCGUGAACUAGGCCUUUGUUCCCCUGCGAAGUAAUUUCCUAUUUCUGAUGUUGGAAGUUCUUGCAUCUUCAGUUGCCACACCACCAUUACGAAUGAAUGGGAAAAGAUAAUAUAUAGUAAUGUUAAAAAUAUCGUUACCUGUCACCGAGGAAAAAGGGGUCUCUAGUGGCACCCACAAAGCUGAAAUACACACAAGGAGCUAAAGGUGGUGUUAUAUAAAUUAUAAAUGGAUCAGGCAGACUCUGGUCAAAGUCUGGGUAUAUGAAUAACAAAGAGUUGUCUGCACAGGAGCCUCUGACAAAUGCUAGACUUGCAAAAAGUAAAUAGCUCUGCAAUGCAAUAUCUGAACAGAAAGAGCCUCCCCACAUGCUUAUUUUGGUUCAUUAGGGACUGUAUUUUUUCCUCGCCUAUUGUGUAUUUUGACAAUUACAACAACCAACAUUUGUUCAAAGAUUUAGCCUGAAUACACUGAAAAUAGCACUUUCGAGCGAACUCUC
Messenger RNA from Rhineura floridana, 3209 nucleotides. RefSeq names its product aminoadipate-semialdehyde dehydrogenase-phosphopantetheinyl transferase (gene AASDHPPT). Gene Ontology annotation, molecular function: magnesium ion binding; holo-[acyl-carrier-protein] synthase activity. Bases 969 to 1889 code for a protein of 306 amino acids. Gene Ontology annotation, cellular component: cytosol. The transcript has 6 exons. NCBI's taxonomy places the organism in Eukaryota, Metazoa, Chordata, Lepidosauria, Squamata, Rhineuridae. The record is from RefSeq and is a predicted model, not a curated record.